AUGUCCUCCAGACUGAAAAAAGCCCCUAUAAAUGACCCUUCAAGAUUUGAAGGCAACGGGAUCAGUUACAAGGCCAAGCUGAUAGGAAUUGAAGAUGUCAAAGAGGCCAGGGGUGAUCUGAUGUGCCAGGAGGCUAUGAUCAAGUUGAAAAAUUCAGUGAAGAUUUCUGGCGAGCACAAGCGCAAGAUCUUUGUGAAUGUAACACUGGAGGGGCUGAGGAUCAUUGACGCUAUCUCUCUGAUUGUCUUGCACAUUCACCCCGUGCACCGUAUUUCAUUCAUUUCUCGGGAUGCCACCGACACCCGAGCGUUCGGCUAUGUCUAUGGGACUGAAGAUGGCUUGCACAAGUUCUUCGCCAUCAAAACAGCAUCUGCUGCAGAAAACCUGGUGCUAGCCCUGAGGGAUUUGUUUCAAGUUGUCUAUGAGAUGAAGAAAAAGGAAUUGGAGGCUGCCAAGGAGAAACUGGACAAGCAAGAACAUACUGCAAAUGGAGAGAAGGAAAACUUGCAAACCUCGGGGGUAGGGUCGACCUCGGGGACUGGCCAGACCCAGACACAGAAAGCAAAUGCUGAACCAGAAAACAUUUAUCAGGUUCCCACUAACAACGCUCCCAUCAGUCCAGUGACUCACGCAGAGCAGGUAGCAAACCUGCUGGACCUAGAGGACCAGGCUGAACAUAUUCUCAAAGGCAUUGAACAAAUAAAAAAUCUGGAGUUUGACUCCAUGGAAAGGGAUUCCUUUGCAUCAUCAGCUUCAUCUCUGACUUCACCGCUAGCCAAACUGUCACCGUCACUGUCGUCAAACUCCAGCACUAGCGACGAUCCCUGGGGACUGUCUGCAGCUGCCACCCCAAACUCAGCUUCGUCUCUGGGUAACCUUGCUGGACUCCAGUCUGGAAGCUUCCAGCAACCCUUUGCAUCGACACACUUUCCACUGCAGGCUGGGUUUGGGGCUCCAGGAGGUUUUAACUCAACUAGUGCUGGCCUGCCGCUGACAAAGGAUCCAUUUGCCAGUGACCCGUUUGGCCCUCCUGUCCAACAGCCUCGGCUGCCUGUGUCUCCAGGGUUUGGCCUGGCCAGCCAAUAUGCUCCUGGAUUUGGUCAACCGUAUGGGCUGCAGGCCAUGCCACCAAGAUUGGGAAUGAUGCCAGGGAUGGUUCCUGGUGGCAUGAUGUCACCACCAGUUCUGGGCGCUAUGCGCAGCCCAUUCCUUGUGUCCCAGUCCCCAGGUUUUCCAUUGGGCAAUGCAUUUGGAGAAGAUCCAAAUAUUCUUCAGCCAAUGAAGAAGGAUGGUCGACAAGAUCCACCUGCUGGCAGCCUAGAGCCUAUCAAGCCGCCCACUAAAACUCGUGAGGAUCUGUUUGGUGACCUCCUUAACAUUCGCAAGUCUGCUCCCUCGACAGCCAGGUCCCCCAAGGACAUGUUUGCACAGAUGAAUGUUCCAGAAAGGAAGCCUAUGAAUGAAAUGAAGGCAUCAUUUCCUCUUUCUGCACAGAAUACACAGUCACAGGCUUCCAGCAAGUCCCUGUUUGACUGA
Candidula unifasciata is the source of this 1536-nucleotide messenger RNA. The record is from the annotation of a GenBank genome assembly. NCBI's taxonomy places the organism in Eukaryota, Metazoa, Mollusca, Gastropoda, Stylommatophora, Geomitridae.